AUGGGCGGCACCUAUACCGCUCCUGCCUACGAGUACAGUACUCAGUGCGAUACUUCCCUAAAUAACCCGGUUAUCUAUUCCACUUAUUACCUGGGAGAUACCUUUGCACAGUGUAUAGGAAGAUGCGACAUCGACGACGAUUGCAGUGCAGUGCUGUAUCAGGACUUGAGCGGCAACUGUUAUUUGGCUGCCGAUUAUACUUCUACCUCGUCAUCAAGUAGCUACGAUGUCGCGAUAAAGGGAGCUGCGGCUUCUGAACCUGAGCCUACCACAACUACAACUGAAGCGUCCUCGAUUGCCAUAACAACUGAGGAGUCCACGGUCGCUUCAACUACAGAAGGAGCUUCAACAACAACUGAAGUGACUUCAGAAGCCUCAACUACUGGAGCAACCUCGGCAGCUACAACAACUAAAGUCUCUUCAAUUGCUACAACAACAACUGAGGUGUCUUCGGUAGCGUCAACAACAACCGUAGCAACUUCGGAAGGUUCAACAACUGAGGUGUCCACGAUCGGUUCAACAACCGAGGGAUCUUCAGUUGUGUCAACUUCUGAUGACUGCGACGAAACGGAAACAGAAACAUCAACUGAAAUACUUUCAACACUGACUACAUCAUCAUCAUUGUCAGAAUCCACAUCGGCUGUGGGUACCACUACUACAGACUCUGUAUAUGUUAGCACCACCUCAGAGGCGGCAACAUCUUCCCAGGCAUCAGUCUCUUCCGUCGAAUCUACAACCGAGGCCUCAAACGUAAGCACUUUGGCAACCGUGAAUACAUCUCGAGGAACGCAAUCGACUCUCAGCACUAGUAGCGGAAUCACGACACAUAAACAGUCUACUACAACCUCGGCUGAAACCCAGAGCUCUCCUGUCACAACUCUCCAAACAUCAGAGCUUUCAACUUUGACCACGCUGGCUCGUCCUGCCUCUUUGUCUACCACGGAGACCCAGGCUGUCACAUCAACAGCGAAGUCUGGUUCUACCACAAGCCAAGGUAUCAGCCAAACAGCCUCCGCUUCCUCUGCAUCCACCUAUGUCUACGUCAACCCUGCUUCUGAGACACUUCCCGCCUCUGGUUCCACUAUCAAGGCACCUUACCCCACUGGUUACACCAUCCGAACUGUUUACCAGACUACGGCCGAGGGUAUCACUUGCUCCAAGACUACAUUUGCCGAGACGGUAACCACCGCCACAUAUCUUACUGUCGGACCAAGCCACUCUGCGCUUGUCACAACCUGCGUUCCAGUCACCCUUCUCUACAGCCCUUGCUACUGUGACCAUGAUGUGUACCCCUCUGUGGCUUUGACCACUAUUGUCUCUCCUUGCAGCGCCUGUGGAGCUGAAGGGGAGAAUACCGUCACCUUGACAGUCCCAGAGGCUGCUUGUGAGACCACAAGUGGAAGCCAUAGCCACCCGAUCGUCCAGUAUCCUAGUGGCUGGACUGGAGGGUAUGAGAAUGCUAAAAACGGUAGUGGCUAUCAAGAGACCCAGUACAUAGCGAAGUCUCACGGACGACCACAAGAAAGCCCCCAACAUACAUACUCAAAUGGUCAGCCUUCUAUUCCUGCUCUAACUGAAGGAGUCUAUAGCCACACGCAACCUGGCAACAAUGGCCAGCCGUCUGCUUCUAUCUCGGCUGCGGGAUCACCAAGUACCUCGCAAGAGACUAAGGCUAGCUAUCCUCAAGAAUCAGCACAGCCUAAGACUGAUAAUAAACCUGAUAGUUCAGGAGCCAGCAACACACAGGCUGUAGUUUGGAUAAUGGCUGAAGUAGUUGGAAUAGUCUUACUUCUUAAUUAA
Messenger RNA from Fusarium tjaetaba, 1800 nucleotides. Its product is annotated as extracellular alpha-1 4-glucan glucosidase. The transcript has a single exon. NCBI's taxonomy places the organism in Eukaryota, Fungi, Ascomycota, Sordariomycetes, Hypocreales, Nectriaceae. The record is from RefSeq and is a predicted model, not a curated record. Bases 1 to 1800 code for a protein of 599 amino acids.